Messenger RNA from Epinephelus moara (kelp grouper), 1493 nucleotides. RefSeq lists its product as uncharacterized. Bases 1 to 597 code for a protein of 198 amino acids. The record is from RefSeq and is a predicted model, not a curated record. The transcript is spliced from 2 exons. Lineage: Eukaryota; Metazoa; Chordata; Actinopteri; Perciformes; Serranidae.
AUGAUGCACCAGUGGAGCCUGUGGCGGCUGGUGAAGCAGCUGGAGACGUUAAUAAUUAUAAUGCAGUAUAUUUCCUUUGUGUUGCUGUUUUAUCCCGCCGCGUACCAGCCAGUUGAGGGGUGUGCUGCCGCGGCGAAGGAGGGGGCGACCAGCAGCGCCGCCACCCUGAUACUGUGCAGGGCGUGCGGGCACGAGCUGGCGGUCGGCGCGGACAUCCACUUCGUCCCCAGCCAGCUGGCGCUCUCCAGCCGCAACGACACGUCCAUCGGGGGCCGAAGGGUUAACAUCCAGCUUUUCGAAAACCCCCACGGACACCAGUUUGAGGUGAUUACCUUCAGGAAAGCGGACGUUACCCAGCACUGGCCGGCAGAUAAACACUUCUCCUGGUUCCCGGGGUUCGCAUGGACGGUGGCCACCUGUCCGCGGUGUAAGACUCAUUUAGGUUGGGCCUUCCAGCCCAGCGACUGGCCAGACACCAUCACAAAAACGAAAUUUGACGAGUCUGCGCACACCUUCCUGGCUUUAAUCACCCAUCGUCUACUACGAGAAGAUUUUGCCUCAAGCCUGUUAAUGACUCCAAAAUCCUUCAUGAGCUGAUGGGACCAUUUGACUGUACAGUUAACCCAGGUGCCUUUGCUGCUACCUAAAUCUAUUUUUUAAAAUAAAUUUCUAUGCACCCACAUGUAAACACAGUAAGUUUUAUUAUUGUAACAAAGCAAGUUUUACACCUCAAAUUUAAAACAGUUUCUUUUCCCCCCAGCGGAAAAGGAAAGGUGAUUAAAUGUGACUUCUAUGAGAUAACAGGUCUUUUUUUUAAUUAUUUUACCCAUGAAGCAGUGGGGGCCAAAAUUUACAAGCUUGUUUUUUUUUUCCAUUUUGUUCUUUAUUAAAAAUGUCAUUUCAAAUCUCAUGGAUAUCUGUAAAACAAUACAAUGAAAAAAAAAAAAAAGUCCCAUAGAAAUGGUGUCAAAAUAACCACUCUCCCCGAUAGCCAACAUACUCCUGCCCCUCCCCAGCUUACCCCACCCCCCGCCCCCUAAACAUUACAAGUCAAAGGAAUGAGCUGGUACUCGUUAACCACAUAGGGGAAAAAUAACAUUUUUCAAGAGAUCAACACCCCAACUGAAAAAAAAUAUAUGGGGGAAAAAAAUUGAAGAGGUCAACUAGCGCUGGGUCACUACACCAUGGCUUUAAGUCAAUUUACCACACAACCUUUAACAGGAGGAAUUCUGUGUGAAUUGUCUUCAAAUUCUACUCAGGAUGCCGUGCUGAUUCUAUUUUUAUACUUUUUUUUUUUUAAUUAUUAUUUUUGAGAUGACUUUGGGGAUGGUACUCACAAUUCAGGGCAAAGUGCCAUUGGCCUUAGAUGAGUCAAAGGAAACAGAACAUGGCACCGACAAGGUGAAGAGGCUUCAGAAUGGAAAAUGAAGCACACACGGAUAAUAAUAAUUAAAAAAAAAGUAAAAAAAAAAAGAAAAAAAAGAAAAUUAAAA